Messenger RNA from Macrosiphum euphorbiae (potato aphid), 5160 nucleotides. The record is from the annotation of a GenBank genome assembly. Lineage: Eukaryota; Metazoa; Arthropoda; Insecta; Hemiptera; Aphididae.
AUGGAACCGUUGAUGCCAUCCGAAGUCGCUCGUUUAGUAUACGGUUAUCUAAAGAACGAAAAAAAUGAAGAUACGGCAGAAUGUUUUUUAAAAUCCUCUCCUUGUUUAACUGAAUGUUAUCAAAUGUGUAAGACUAACAGAAACUUUAAUAUAAAAGUGAAUGGAUUCAAUUUACACGACAUCUUUGAUGUUUUUGGAACUAUGUGUAGCAUGAUUCAAGAACGAAUACCUGAAGCAUUUGAAUCGAAAACAUUAAUUGAGAAAUUACAGUAUUUACUAGAUUCAGACCAUACACCAACCAAAGAAGAUAAAUCUGUUGAGACCAAAUUAAACAUGGUUGACAAAUGUGUUGGUAAUACAGUUCAUACAAAAGAUCAGGGUACACAUAUUUCUAUUAAUAUAGAAGCAAAUGAAAGUACAUCUGAAGAAUUAUUAUUCACUGAGAUAAAUUCUAUUAAUGUUUCCAAAACAAAAGAAAUUGACACAUUUAAUAAGGAGACCACUAUAACUGAUGAGAAAAACGUUGGUACAUUUUCUUCACCCUGUCUAUCUUCAAUGACACAACUAAUAAAUAAUAAUGCAAGAACCACAUAUUCCAAAAUUGAUGACAAAGAAUCUCCAAUGUUUCAAAUUAAUAAGCAAAUGUGUAGCACUCCAGGAAAGAAAAAAGAUGAAACAAAAAUAAAUAUUGAGCCAAUGCUACAAUGUAGUCCAAAAAAUAUUCAUGAUUUAAUUUCUGUGGAUCGGGCUGAACAUCAGCAAAUACCUGAAGCUACAUCACUUGACUCUUUGCCAGGAUUCUCUAAAGAGGAUAAGAUAAAAGAUGGUUCAGUUAUUAUUGAUACUGGUGAAUUAGUCGAUACAUUUUUGAAUGACCAAAGUUUGUUAGAAAAAAUUGCUGAUACUAUCAAUAAAUGUUUCGAAGCUCAAAAAGAAUUAGAAAGAGUAUUAGAUCCUCCUACACUUGAAAAAGCAUUAGACUCUGCUCAGUCUGAUCCACAAAUCAAAAAUAUACUGGAUGAGUUUUUAGUUUUUAAUGUUGACAAUAAUGAAAUUGGUAAAAAAACGUGUACUAAUGAUCAGCUAGACUCAAUCAAAUCCCGUUUACGUAGUGCCAAGAAAAAAGAUGAUGUAUCAAACAAAUUAAAAAAGAAUAAUUUUAAUAUGCCAAAACAUAUUGUUUAUGACAAUGAAGAAUGUAUGAAAGUUGACAAUAAAAUUGUAUUGAUACAUGAAGGUAAUAUCAGAACAACAACUUUUGAUAGUUACGAUUUGUUAUCAAAUCAAAUAGUUCUACAAUCGAGUGACUUAUAUAACUUCAAUUCAACUAAAAUAGAAGCAGGAGAAGAAGAUUACCUAUCCAAAGCAAACUAUGUUAAAAUUGCCCCAAAAAUAACUCCUAUGUUAAAGAUUCACCAAGUUCCUGAAAAACAUAUAUUUCCAAAACGAAGAAAACAUCCAUUAGAAGUUCCUGGCAUAAAGAGCAAAUUUAGGAUAACAAAUAUAAUUUCUAGACAACCACCUGUUCAGAUUCCUAAAUCAAUUAUUAUUGAAGUUCCUAAUCAAAUUUCAUUUGAAUCUCAAGAAAAAAAUCAUGUUGAGAUUAAUAAUAUCAAAUUACCUGAAGUUUUAUCUGAAAUUAAUGAUACGAUUGUUCACAACACACCAGAUGAUAAACUUGAACCUCCAAAAGAUAAAAGUAUGAGUACACCUCGUAGAAGAAGCACUCAGAAGUGCUUAGAGUUUAGUACUCCGCAGGCUAAGAAUAUGACUCAAAAUCAGGCCCGUUCAUUACUUAUCUAUGGUACACCAAAAAGAAUUGAAAAAUGUUUGGAAGAACCAUCGUCUAGUCCUUUACCAAUACUGCAAGCUGAUUGGGGUUCAGUUAAUGGAUUUGAAUCAAUUAUUAAGAAAGAGAGUAUUAAACACUGGGAUACAGACAUUAGAGAAAUGGUGGGGGCUGGAAUAUUAACAUCAGAUGCGGAUGGAAGAAAAACAAGAAAAAAAAAAUUGCCAAGAAAAAAAAUUAAGCCGGUCAUUAAUCAAAAUAAUCCUAUAGUUUUGCCUGAAGAACAAAAGAAAUCAAGUAACCAUUCAAUCACAACAAAUGAACUAUAUACUGAUGUAUCAAAUAUUUCUGAAAACACAAGUGCCGGUUUAAUUGAACAAGAUUCUAAUAAACCAACACUAAAUAGCCAACAGCCAUUAAAGGAGCAGACAGAAUUUCCUAUUUCAUUGGAAACUUUUAAUAAUGUUACAGAAUUACAUGAUAAACAAUCACCAAUUAAAUCUGAUUCUCUGAAUGCAUUGAAAAAUGUGAGUAAAUUUCCUAUAUCAUUAGAAACCUCAGAUAAAAUAACUAAAUUGAAUAAUAAACAAGCACCAACUAUAUCUGGAACAUCAAUAAAUGUGAAUAAUAAAAAUUUGUCAAAAAAACAAGAAGAUUUUUUGAUUUUGUUGGAAACUCCAGAUAAAACUACAGAAUCGUAUACUGAAGACCAGUCAGUUAAAUCUGAUUCUUUAAAAAACGACAAUAAUGAAAAUCUAUUGAAAACAGAGAAUGAAUUUAUAAAUUCCUUAGAAACUUCAAAUAAAAUAUCUGAGUUUAAUAAUAAACAACUUCCCAUAAUAUCUGAUUCUUCAAAAAGUCAGAGUUUAACUCAAAUUAACCUGGAACAGUCUAAUGCUAAUAUUAACAAACAGAACGAUAAUCAAAAUCAGUUAAUUGAGUCUUCCUAUUUGAAUACUGUUCCGAAAAAAACAAAUCACGAAAAUUCUAACAUUUUAGAAUCAUUUAAUAAUUAUAACUAUACAUUAACAGUAAAUAAUUCAAAUGAAUCAGCUAAAAAUGUGAAAGAACAAGGUUUAUUAGAUCAAACUGAUACAAACAACUCAAGUGAAUUAAAUAGUUCUACAAAAAGUAUUAGUAUUCAACCAAUCAAAACAUUUGAUAUACCCAAAACUCCUAAUUCAAAAAUAAAAUAUGAAUACAAUCUAAGUAAGCCAUGUUCACAAGAACAUUAUGAUGAUUCAUUGACAGAAACAUCUUCAAUAAAAUUAUUCAGAGAAACAUAUUUAAAUAAACCACCAAUUUUACCAAUUCCUUCUACUCCAGGAAAUUCAAGGUCUGUUAAUACUAUUAUUGUAGCACCAGAACAGAAUUAUCUUAAAACUUCAAACAAUACCCGUAAAAUUAUUAAUAAGACAAAGAAAGAUAAAGUUGAAUGUACACCCUUAAAAUCAAAGGAAAAACUUUUGAGUAAAUCUAAAGUAAAAAAUACAUUAAAUAAAAAAAGCGUUGGAACAAAAAAAAAACAAGUGUAUGAGUCUGUUAAAGUUGAGCUAUUUGGAAGUGAAAUUUCAUCAAGUUCAAGUUCACAUGAAUUAUUAAACACUAAUGAACAGCAUAAUACAAUAGUUAUUAAGGAAAUGCCUCAAGAUGAAGAGAAAAAUUCUGGUUUCAAACACAUACCCAAAAGCAAAUCAAUUAAAUCUAUGUCUGUUGUAAAUGUUAAUGGUGUUGAAAAUAAUAUAUCAAAUGAGUUGCAUGCACCUCACAUGCAACCUAUCAAGACGCCAUCCAUUAAACCAACAUUAGUAGAACCCAAGAAAAAUAAUGAAAAAACAUCAGAAACAAUAAAGAAGAAAAGUGCAAAAAAGUUCAUGGUUCAUUUUGAUGACCCAGUAGAAAAAUUCUUUAGUUUGUCUAAGAGUCCAACACCAUGUAAAUCCAACAAUAAAAACGCUGGUCAAAUACAAAAAGAUACCACAAAUAAUGACAACUCGGAACAGUUGGUCGGGUUAAGUAGAUAUUUGAACAAAAGAUCGUCAACAAUUUAUGACUAUAGCACAAAAGGAAAAACAAUCAAAACAAUUGAACCUGGUGUUAAGACCACUAAAAUAAAUAAUGGUGAUUCCAAAAUUAAUUCUUCAAAAAUGUAUAAUGUAGAUGGAUCCAGUAAGAAUAUAGCAACUAGUGAUUUUAGUAAUAAAAGAAAAUCUCUGGAUAUGAGCAAUCAAAGAAUUAAAUUGUCUAAGAAUUGUAUAAUGGACAUAAAUAAAGGGUCUUAUGGGAUGGAUAACAAUACAGCUCAUAAUAAAUCCAUUGCACCAUUGGGGUCUGUACAAACAUGUACAGACCAAAUCAGGUCUAUGGACAACAACAAAUCUAUACCAAAUUGUAAUUCUAAUAAAAAAAUUAACAUCAGUCUUGACAGAUCUGAAUUGCCCGUCAAUAAUUACAAGAGCAGUGUUAGUAAUAUUUCCUGUGUUACUGUUAGACAUGAUGAUACAUUUGAUGUUCUGAUAAACAAAAGCUGUGAUACACCAGACAAUAUAGAAUAUUUAAAACGGUCAAGAGUGUUUGAUAUCAUUUCUGAAGAUGGUGAACGUGAGGAGGUGCAUUUAAAUUUAUCAGAAACAUUUACUUUUCUUGAUAUACUCUCUGAAUCGAACAAUGUACAACUAUCCGAUCCAAUUACCUCACAGUUGAUUACAACAAACAAAAUGUUAGACGUCAUUCCAGAAAUGGAAAGUAGUAAGUUGAGGAAUGAUGAAGAAAUAAUCAUACCAGUGACUAGUACUCCUAAAAACUGUGUUGAGAUAAAAAAUGACAAAGAUAAUAGAGCCAGAAGAAGCCCGUCUUUUUGGGAAGACUCAGUUCAUAAUUACCCAAUAAGACACAGAAACGACAGACAUAGGGAAACAAACCGUUGGCAAAAUAAAGCCCAUCAUAAUUAUGAUAGAAAAUAUAGGCCAAACAAAUUUCGAUACCACAAUGAACGAUUGCAAUUUGAUAGUCGGAACCAUUUUCAAAGAAGUCAUCAUCAAAAUAUGAAAAGAGAGUUUUGGGAAGAUUCAGUAAGGGAUAAAGAUAAAUUUAAGCACAAAGAUGAAAAAAGACGCAGUUACCGUGAUUAUAGUAAAGGAAACAAUUGGCUUGAAGAAAAUGAACGAUUUUCAAUGCCGCAAAGAAUGUCACUAAAUGAUUUACAAAAAUCACAUAGAUCAGAAGAUAUUGUUAAGAAAGCUACUAAAAAGCUCUCAGAUCGAGAAAUAAAUAAUAAGACUCCUGUUAAGGUUUCCAAAGUUGAACAUCAACGAUUGCUGACAAAUGUUGACGUUGAUGAUUUUUUGUCUGUUGUACACGGUAAAAAAUAA